CCACGCACCGCUCUCCAGGCAUAACAGAGGAACACCUCUCUCUCUCUCUCUCUCUCUCUCUCUCUCUCUCUAUGGCGGACACUCGACUAAUCACGAACCAAUCCAACUCAGAAACCCCAAGUUCACUCUCUCCUUCGCAUACAUUUCUCGACUGUGCCAAAGACCGGAGAACUAUCGAUCCACAUGUUCAAAACGGAAUUACACUUUCAGAUCUACGGAAAAAUGAUGGUUGUUGUGAUGAAGAUGGCAACACCGAUUCGGUUUUGUGUGUUUCUGGGUCAAGACUUGUCCGAACCGGAUUUAAGAUAAACAGCAAAGAAAACAUUGUGAAGUUCAUAAAUGCUGGGGGCAACGAAGUAGGAAAUUCUGCGAAUUUCAUUAUGUCCGAUACUUCCUUUGUGGGAGGAGAUGUAUUAAGAACUGAAGAAGGGAUAAUUGAUGGUGGUGAUUUGACACCUCUUUAUCAGUCAGCUCGGUUCGGAAACUUCUCUUACCAGUUCGACAACCUCCCCCCUGGAGAUUACCUUGUUGACCUUCAUUUUGCGGAAAUAACCAACACGAAUGGGCCUAAAGGAAUGAGAGUCUUUGAUGUUUUUAUGCAGGAAGAGAAGGUUGUAUCCGAGCUCGACAUAUACGCAGUUGUUGGAGCCAAUAAACCGUUACAACUGGUAGAUGUUAGGGUUACUGUAGGGGAAGAUGGGAUGAUUCAAAUAAGGUUUGAAGGAGUUAAUGGAAAUCCAGUUGUGAGUGGGAUUUGCAUUAAGGAGGCACAUAAAGUUCUUGCUUCUCAGGUCAAACAAGGGGGUUUUGUGUGUAAAAAUUGCGCUGCUGAAAUAAAUGUACCAUCAGCUGAGAAUAAACUGAUCAGAAUGAGGUCUACAGCCAAGUAUGAAAAGAAGAUAGAGGAUCUGAGUACCCAAUACCAGCUCAAGACAAAUGAAUGCUACGAGGCCUGGAUGUCCCUGACAGCUGCAAAUGAGGAGCUACAGAAAGUUAGGAUGGAUCUUGACAACAAAUCCUUUGAAAAUCACUGUCUAGAUCAAGAUAAGGCUAUGCAAGCAGCAAAGUUGAGGGAUAUUUCAACUAGAUAUGAAAAAGAACGAAGAUUUUUGGCUUUAGCAAUUGAUGAACUAAGAAGAAAUAUUAAGACCAUGAAAGAAGAGCAUUCACAGCUCUCCCGUGAAGCGCAUGAAUGCGUGGACUCAAUUCCGGACUUGAAUAAGAUGGUUAUGGCAGUCCAAGCACUGGUUUCACCAUACGAUGAUCUUAAACUGAAGUAUAGUGAGGAGCAGGCGAGGACCAAAAAGCUUUUUAAUCAAAUCCAGGAAGUGAAAGGAAACAUCAGGGUGUUUUGUAGGUGUCGGCCAUUGAGCAAGGAAGAGAUAUCAUUUGGGUAUGCGACUGUUGUAGAUUUCCAUGCAGCUAAGGAUGGAGAUCUUGGAAUAGUUACAGGUGGUUCAACAAAGAAAUUAUACAAAUUUGACAGGGUUUACACUCCAAAGGAUGAUCAAGUUGAUGUAUUUGAAGAUGCUUCUCCUAUGGUGACCUCAGUUUUAGAUGGUUACAAUGUUUGUAUAUUUGCAUAUGGGCAAACGGGUACUGGAAAGACUUUUACAAUGGAAGGUACUGAGCUGAACCGAGGAGUGAACUAUAGGACUUUGGAGCAGCUGUUUAAAGUAGCUGAGGAGAGGAAAGACACUUGUACAUACAAAAUUUCUGUGAGUGUCCUUGAAGUUUACAAUGAGCAAAUCAGGGACUUGCUUGCCACCUCAUCCACAUCAAAGAAAUUGGAGAUAAAGCAAGCUUCAGAGGGGGCUCAUCAUGUGCCAAGGAUUGUGGAAGCCAGAGUUGAGAACAUUAAGGAAGUUUGGGAUAUUCUACGAGUUGGAAGUAACGCAAGGGCCGUGGGAUCAAACAACGUAAAUGAGCAUAGUAGCCGAUCUCAUUGCUUGCUAUGCAUAAUGGUUAGAGCAAAGAGCUCGAUAAAUGGUGAGUGCACCCAGAGCAAGCUUUGGCUUGUUGAUUUAGCAGGCAGCGAGAGGUUGGCAAAAACUGAUGCACAAGGCGACCGGCUCAAGGAAGCUCAGAACAUCAACCGAUCGCUUUCAGCUUUAGGUGAUGUAAUAUCUGCUUUGGCAUCCAAAAGCAGCCACAUACCAUACAGAAACUCGAAGCUUACACACUUGCUUCAAGAUUCGCUAGGAGGUGAUUCCAAAACUUUGAUGUUUGUGCAAAUCAGCCCAUCAGUACAAGACAUAGGUGAGACUGUAAGCUCACUAAAUUUCGCAAGUCGAGUCCGAGGAGUUGAUUUGGGUCCCGCAAAAAGACAGAUUGAUAUGGGUGAGCUUCAAAAGCUGAAAUUGCAGCUUGACAAAGUAAAGCAAGAGUCCCGAUCCAAAGAUGAAAACUUUCAGUACUUGGAAGACAAAUUCAAAGCCAAGGACCAAAUUUGCAGAAGCCAACAGGAAAAGCUUAAAGAAAUAGGAAGCCAGCUCGAAUCAAAAACUGAGUUGUGCAAACUAAUGGAGAAGCAAAUUUUGCAGCUUUCACAAGGAAUGCAGGGGAAGGAAGAAAUUUGCUCGAGUCUUAAGCAGCAGGUUGACGAGCUUCAGGACAAGCUAAGAGAAUGUGAGCAAGUGGGUCCCAAGGCUCUCCAGCAUAAGGUCCAGGAGUUUGAAGACAAAUUGAAAAGAAAGGAACAGGAGUUCGAGCUUCAUACGAUGGUCCUUCAAGAAAAUGUUAUGGAACUUGAAAACAAGUUGAAAUUGCAAAGAUGCAACACAGAAUCUCAGUUACUUCAUGAAAAGGUUAAAGAACUUGAAGAAAAAUUAAGGCAGCGAGAUGAAGUGUCAGAGAGUGUGCUAGUAUUUUCUUUUGAAAAAUCAAGAAAAGCCACCCCCACGGAGCGUAAAACCCCAAAUACCACAGAAUCUCCACUAGACAGAGAUCUCCAGAGUCUGUGUCUAAAAUCCAGUAACCGCUCACUGAGCCAUGGAUCUUCUGUCUUGCUUAAAGGAACUGAUUCUCUCCGUGAAUUGAGGCGGAAACGUGAUUUGCAAAAUGGAGGAAUUGAAAACAGUUUGGUAUUAUCUGUUCCCUUGAUUGAGAAGAAGUUAUUACCGGUUGAACGUAAUAAGACUAGGAAUAUUGAUCCGUCCAAAGCAUUUGCAAGGGUCACUAGAACCACCAAACCAUUUCCAACUGCUCAACGAUUCUUUUCGAGUAAAGAAGUCUCCGGAGUGAGGGAGAAGGAUAUUAGUACAAGAGGUUGGUUAAGAUAAUAGUAGAAGGAAGGAAAUACUGCAUUUCCAUUUGAAGUCCCACUGUAAUUUUUUUUUUUCUGUUGAUCUUUCUUCAACAAUGCUUUUUUGUGGCAAUGCAAUGUGCUUUGUGUU
Rhododendron vialii is the source of this 3395-nucleotide messenger RNA. RefSeq names its product kinesin-like protein KIN-14R. The transcript is spliced from 19 exons. The record is from RefSeq and is a predicted model, not a curated record. Gene Ontology annotation, biological process: microtubule-based movement. NCBI's taxonomy places the organism in Eukaryota, Viridiplantae, Streptophyta, Magnoliopsida, Ericales, Ericaceae. Bases 72 to 3281 code for a protein of 1069 amino acids. Gene Ontology annotation, molecular function: microtubule binding; microtubule motor activity; ATP binding.